Messenger RNA from Sphaerodactylus townsendi, 2165 nucleotides. It is a transcript of the gene NCR2, whose product is annotated as natural cytotoxicity triggering receptor 2. Gene Ontology annotation, molecular function: signaling receptor activity. The record is from RefSeq and is a predicted model, not a curated record. Bases 99 to 734 code for a protein of 211 amino acids. The transcript has 5 exons. NCBI's taxonomy places the organism in Eukaryota, Metazoa, Chordata, Lepidosauria, Squamata, Sphaerodactylidae. Gene Ontology annotation, cellular component: cell surface.
AUUCUUUUAUCCACAGUAAGGCAAAACAUCUGUCCUUGUGCAACACCACCUCUUUCCUUUUCUACUGGAAACAUUGUUUUUUGAUCUGCCAAAGCCAGAUGGAGAGGUUUGUACAUCUUGCCAUCUUAGUGUCCUUGUCAGAUACCUAUGCAGCAAGUAAUGUUGCAGUUGUGUAUGGGAUUGAAGGGGAGUCAGUUUCGAUCAACUGCACCUAUAAUCCCAAAGAGCACCUGUGGAGAGAAAAGAGUUGGUGCAGACACAUCAACAGGACAGAGUGUCAGCGUGUUGUCAGUGCUCGACGUUUUUGGAUGCCAUUCCUCAAGAGGAGAAAUGGAACCACUGCCAUUGCUGAUGACAGUCAGAAUGGGAUCCUCACAGUAACCAUCAGCCCACUAAAGAAGGAAGAUGCCGGAUUGUAUCAGUAUAAGACAGAUUUCUUGGGGAGCAUGAGCACCCUGUGCAAAGUGAUGCUGAAGGUUCUACAAGCAGGCACAUGGAAGACUGAGGCACCAGAGGAGCCCAGAGCAGAACACAGCAUCUCCAGGACCUUAGGAAAUUCUGGAGCCAAUCUCCAUUACCUUGUGGCUGGAUUCCUGGGUUUCAAAUGCCUGGUUGUCAUAUUCCUUUUGAUUAUUGCCUGGAGUCAGAGGAACAGAAGGUUGGAGGAUGGCAGCAGAAGAGAAAAUGAACAUCAACUCCUCUCAAUCACAGGUGGCAUCACUACUACAGCUUAACAGGAAAAGAUCGUUGUAACUAGAUGUGUCGGAAGAAAGACAAAAAAACAAACAAAGAAGAAUUCAUUGAUAGGUGCAUGGAAGUGGCUACAGCAGAUACAGACAGCAUAAGAAAGACCUGCUUGCUUUAUCAUUUCACUUCAUGUCCAACUCAAAGAUUGUUGCAUUUCACUUGCAAAGCCAAGUUUUGCUGCAAGACAGACGGAGACAACUGCUCUGCUAUCAGCCAAAAAAAGAGAUGUGGCAUAUAGGGGCACAUUUAACCAUACUACACUGGGAGCAAUUGAGCGAGUAUAAUAACUGUGAGGGAUUUCCUUUCUAACUCUUUUGCAAAGUGUAUCUAAUAAUAGAUGUGUGGAAAUGCUUAUUGGUGGAUUGGAGACAAAAAGACUUAUUAGGAAGUACCUUGGAGAGAAGGCAUGCUUUGGUUAUUUUUAUAUAAUUAAAAUACUAUAUAAACUGUGUAUAAAGUAGCUUUUUCAAACAUCUAAAUAGUACAGGAAGCACAUCAAAUGCUUUCACAGGGUAAGCAUAAUAACUUAUUCACAUGUCUAAAUAGACCUAGAUUGCUUGGGUUGCCCCCUCUUGCCUCAAGACACCAGGCAUUACUCCUUAAAUCUACUAUUGAAGCAGAAGAGAAAGCAGUAGACCUGUCUCUUCUCCAGCUCAUCUUCCCUAUUCCCCCUGCAGACCUAUCAUCCAUUCCUUCUUCUGUAGCUGAUAAGGCAACAGGUCUCCAGCUGUGCCACACAGCAGGUAAGAAUCACAUUUGGAGUGUGGAGAGAAUGUGGAACUGUAGCAGUAGCAAAGGUACUAUUUUUUUUCUUACAGAAUUUGCAAGUUGAAUGUGAAAUUACAGACCUGUUGUUUAGAUUAUCUUUUGUCUCAGAAAGUUACUUGGAACAAUUACAGAAAAAGACUUGAUAAAUAGCUUAUUAGGAGUUGUGAUUGUGAUCUUGGUGUCUCAGAUGAUCUUAUAUGACCUUGCUAAUCUUAUUUAGAGUAAUCAAUCAGAUAUUUAGAAAUAAUCACAUGAUUGUGUGAAUCAAACAUGAAGAAAGACAAGACCAAUCAUGUUUUCUAUUAAUAAGCCCUCCUGAAAGAAGCAAAUCAGAUUUCUCUGGCUAGAAGACUCAGAAGCAGAGGUGAGCUCUCUUGAUGAGAAAUUGAGUACUUGGGGCUUUUUUGAUAAACCCUGAAAGCAGAGACAAAAGCUAAAACCUGAUUUUAAAAAACAACAACUAUCAGUUUCAUUUCUUUGAUGUGAUUUGAUACCCCACUCUCCCUGGCCUAGUAAUGCUAGGAGGCUGGUAUUGUUAGCAUGCAUUUCCACAGUUUCUGUAGGAUUAAUUCUCUUAUGUCUAUUUUCUGAAUAUGUCUUUAUUUUCUUCUGUCUUGCUCAAUAAAAUGAAUCUUUGUUUAAUUAAAAAA